Blastomyces gilchristii SLH14081 is the source of this 1102-nucleotide messenger RNA. Its product is annotated as isochorismatase family hydrolase. NCBI's taxonomy places the organism in Eukaryota, Fungi, Ascomycota, Eurotiomycetes, Onygenales, Ajellomycetaceae. The transcript has 2 exons. The coding region runs from base 155 to 919 and encodes 254 amino acids. The record is from RefSeq and is a predicted model, not a curated record.
GCAAUAUCCAGCUCACGUGGGAGAUGCCUCGCGAUAGAUAAGGAGCGAUAACAAACACCCCGCCAUGGACUGGAACAGUGCAAAUCAAAUUUCCUACUAUCCGGUGCGAUACUACAAUCUCAAUCGAAAAGCACCAUAGAGUGGCAUUUCUACGAUGGCAUCGAGUGGUGAUAAUCUAAAUGGGGCUACAUCCGCCUCAUUUCGUCCCGCGUUGCUCGUGGUUGAUAUGCAAGAAGACUUUUGCCCGCCCAAUGGCACUUUAGCCAUCCAAGGCGGCCGCACCCUCGCUCCAGUCAUCAACUCCCUCCUCUCCCUCCCAGGCUUCGCCGUCAAAAUCUCCACACAAGACUUCCACCCGACAUCCCAUAUAUCUUUCGCCGCCAAUCAACCGGCCCCCAACAACAUCCCAUUCCAAUCUACCACGACCCUAACAAACCCCGCCACAGGCCGGGAGACAGAGACAAAGCCGCAACGCCUCUGGCCGGUCCACUGCGUCGCCAACACGCCGGGCGCAUGCAUCAUCCCCGAAAUCGAAGCGGAUAAGAUUAGCGUGAAUAUCCGUAAGGGCAUGGAUGCGCGGAUGGAGAUGUAUUCCGCGUUUGCAGACGCAUUUGGGAAUAACGACUGUGUCGAGACGGGGGGCGUGAAUAUGGAUCUUGCUGCGGUGUUAAGGGAGCAUCAGGCGUCGGAUGUUUUCAUUGUGGGUCUUGCGGGGGAUUACUGCGUCAAGGACACGGCUGUUGAUGCGGUGGAUAGAGGGUUUCGUUGUUUUGUAGUGGAGGAGGGGACGAAAUGUAUCGACCCGGGCAAGGGGUGGGAAGCGGCCAAGCAGGAGAUGGAAGAUCAUGGGGUGAGGAUUGUGAAUAUUGAUGGGCCGGAGGUAGGGCAAGUUAGGACAUUAUUACCAGUGUGCAGUUAGUUAUUUAUGACUUGAAAUGAUGGGGUUUAGGAGGGAACUGGUUGUCUUUUUGAGCAGCUGGAGUUUUCGUUGGGAUUGGGUUUUUAUUGCUUAUUUUCUAUGUUAUAGCUAGCUAUAUACCACCAUUGCAAUUCAUUCUGGGGGCUACUCCUGAGUCCUGAGUACGCCAAACUCCCGAGACCA